AUGAUAGGUCCUCCGGAAGUUGAGUUUGUCUCCAUUUUCGUUCAGCUGCCCACAGCCCUGUUCUGUAAGCUCGCAAUGAGUCACUCGGUCACGGAGCAGGAUGGGAGGGCCAAGCUGGCCAGGAGGAAAGGGGACAGUGCCACAGGAGAGAGACGUGACUAUCGUGGAUCCUCUGGGGAGCCUCAACAACAACAUGAUGCUGACGAGGCAGAGAAGAGUCCCUCCACAUCAGAACACCUCGAGAAACACCAGCGGAGACCCACAGGAAAGACACCUCACUGCUGCGCUGACUGUGGGAAGAGAUUUACCUCUUCGGCUGACCUUAUAAGACACCAGAGAAUCCAUACAGGAGAGAAACCGUAUAGCUGUGAUCAGUGUGGGAAGAGUUUUAAUGUUCCAAGCAGCCUGAAAACACACCAGAGAACACACACAGGAGAGAAGCCUUAUAGCUGUGAUCAAUGUGGGAUGAAUUUUACUACAUCUAGCCAGCUGACGUUGCACCAGAGAACACACACAGGAGAGAAUCCUUAUAUCUGUGAUCAAUGUGGGAUGAAUUUUACUACAUCUAGCCAGCUGACUUUGCACCAGAGAACACACACAGGAGAUAAGCCGUAUAGCUGUAAUCAAUGUGGGAAGAGUUUUGCUCACUCACACAGCAUGACAGCACACCUGAGAAUACACACUGGCGAGAAACCUCACUGUUGCUCUGACUGUGAGAAGAGAUUCACCUCUUCAGCACACCUUAAAAUACAUCAGAGAAGCCAUACAGGAGAGAAGCCUUAUAGCUGCUCUAACUGUGGGAAGAGCUUUUCAAAAUCAUUUACAUUACAAUCACACCAGAGAAUUCACACCGGAGAGAAACCUUAUAGCUGCUCUGACUGUGGGAAGAGCUUUUCAAAAUCAUUUACAUUACAAUUACACCAGAGAAUUCACACUGGAGAGAAACCUUAUAGCUGUUAUCAAUGUGGGAAGAGCUUUACUCACUCAAACAGCUUGACAGUACACCAGAGAACACACACGGGAGAGAAACCUUACCACUGCUCCGACUGUGGAAAGAGAUUUGUUUCGUCAGGACAUUUAAAAUCACAUCAGAGAACACACACAGGAGAGAAGCCUUAUAGCUGUGAUCAAUGUGGGAAGAGCUUUACUCAAUCAAACAACUUGAUAGUACACCAGAGAACACACACAGGAGAGAAACCUUAUAGCUGUACUCAAUGUGGGAAGAGUUUUAUUAAGUCUAACUGUCUGACUAUACACCAGAGAACACACACAGGAGAGAAACCUUAUAGCUGUGCUCAAUGUGGGAAGUGUUUUACUACAUCUAGCCAUCUGUCUAUGCACCAGAGAACACACACAGGAGAGAAUCCUCAUAGUUGAAAUCAAUGUGGGAAGAAUUUUACUCUGAUAUACACACAGGAAAUAAAUAAUGUAGCUGUGAUCAAUGUGUGAAGAGCUACUCUGGUAAAAUAUAUCUGAUCAAACAUCAGAAUAUACAGGAAGGAGUUGUUUCAUGAUGUCAAUGAAAUAGUGUCACAAUGUAGAAUGUUUUAACAUUGAAGGAGUAUUUUAAUG
Salvelinus namaycush (lake trout) is the source of this 1572-nucleotide messenger RNA. Its product is annotated as zinc finger protein 501-like. The transcript has 2 exons. Lineage: Eukaryota; Metazoa; Chordata; Actinopteri; Salmoniformes; Salmonidae. Gene Ontology annotation, molecular function: RNA polymerase II cis-regulatory region sequence-specific DNA binding; DNA-binding transcription factor activity, RNA polymerase II-specific. Gene Ontology annotation, biological process: regulation of transcription by RNA polymerase II. The record is from RefSeq and is a predicted model, not a curated record. The coding region runs from base 1 to 1377 and encodes 458 amino acids.